Molecule: messenger RNA, 4284 nt
Organism: Manis pentadactyla (Chinese pangolin)
Lineage: Eukaryota; Metazoa; Chordata; Mammalia; Pholidota; Manidae
Gene: ZNF408
Product: zinc finger protein 408
Biological process (GO): regulation of DNA-templated transcription
Molecular function (GO): RNA polymerase II cis-regulatory region sequence-specific DNA binding; DNA-binding transcription factor activity, RNA polymerase II-specific
Source: RefSeq, a predicted model, not a curated record
CUGUCCGACUUGUUCUCCCCCAAAAGGAGGUGGCUGGAACUAUUAGUUCCGCUUUCCCAUAUAGUGGAUUCCCUGGUGACAUCCGGAAUCCGUUUCUUAUUGUUCUCGGACAGAGUUUUGCCUCAUCAAGUACUCCUAAACUCGCGGUCCUGUGCACUACUGAAGUUUGAUUCUUAGGAUUCUUUCCUGAGAGGAAAUUUGGAAGUCAACGGCUGUCUCCGGAGGGAGCCGAGAAGGCGAAGGUCACUUCCGGCGGGGGGAGAGAAGUCUUUUGUUUUUGUUUUUGUUUUUGUUUUAUUUUUUUUCUUCCUGAUCCGGGAUGGAGGUGGCGGAGGAAUUGCCCUUGGAAGAGGGGAUCCUGCAGUUCGCCCGCGAGCCGCGUCUGGGCCUGGACUCGGGAUGGAGACCUGGAGAAGGCUGUACUUAGAGCCUCAGAGACUCCCCGCCCGGGCCGACCCAAGCCGUCCUCGCUCUAAAGAGCCUCCCCCGGGGCUUGGCCCUUGGCCCCUCUCUCGCCGAGGAACAGCGCUUGGGGAUCUGGUGUGUCGGGGAGCCCCUGCAGCCGGGACUGCUCUGGAGGCCGCUGGAAGAGAAGGCUGUCUCUGAGCAGAAGGGCAAAGGAACGAAACCACGGCAGGAGAAGGGCAUGUCACCAGGUCCAUGGGGAGAUGUGUGUGCUUGUGAGCAGAGUUCAGGCUGGACAAGUUUGGCGCAGCGGGGCAGAAUGGAGAGUGAGGGAAACGUGGCCCCUGUGUGGAACAGUGAGAGACUCUACCUGCAGGUGUAUCAAGUUGUACCGCCAGGCUUUGAGCUGCUACUGUGGCCCCAGCCUCCCUCUCAAGGUCCGAGCCCCACCCAGCCCAGGCUAGAAGAGGCAGCCACGGCUCUAGUGACAGAAGUAGAGUCCACUAUACAACAGGAAGUGGCCUCCCCUCGGGAAGAUGCAGCAGAACCUUGGACAGAUCCUGGUCACCAGUCACCCUGCACCAUGCAGGCAGAGCAUAUGAUGAGCUCUGGACCUAAGCCCCACACCCAGGACCAACUUUCUAGGGAGAGCCAACCACUUGGCCCAUUGCCUCAGGUUGGCAGUGUGGACAAAGAAGACCUACCCCAGACACAUAUGCCACCUGAACCUCAAAGCAGCUCCACUACCCAGCAGGACCUGGAGAGCAGUGAGGCCAGUUCCUUAUCUUCUGCCAGCACUCCCCAGCUGCGUGCUUACCUGGUCAAGAAGUCAUGUAGCCCCCGUGAUCAAUGCCUAUCCAGAGCAAAGACCUCAGCACCCGGGCCCACCAGGGGUGAGCAGCUGCACCCUGGCCUCCCUGCAUGCUUGCAGAGCUCUCCUGGCCCAGCAAAAAGAGCCCCAAAACAGGGGCGAUGGUACUGGUGUGGGGAGUGUAGCAAGGCCUUCUUGCAGCUAUGCCACUUGAAGAAGCACGCAUUUGUAAACACAGGCCACAAGCCCUUCCUUUGCACUGAGUGUGGAAAAGCCCACAUGCUGGGACACUGUGGAGUGCGGCCCUUCCCCUGCCUGCAGUGCGACAGGGACUACAGCACCCGGCGAGACCUUAGAGAGCACCAGGUGGUACAUUCAGGUGCUCGGCCCUUUACCUGUGACCAGUGUGGCAAGGCCUUUGCUCGUCGGCCCUCUCUGCGACUGCACCGCACUGCCCCUGCCCCAUGCCUGUGCCCUGUGUGUGGGCGGCUCCUGGCGAACCAGGGCUCCCUGCGGAACCACAUGCGGCUGCACACAGGGGAGAAGCCCUUCCUGUGCCCACAUGGCUGGGCAUUCUGCCAGCGGGGCAGCCUGCAUGGGCACUUGAGGCUGCAUAUGGGGGAGUGCCCUUACCACUGCCCACACUGUGCUGACGCCUUUCCCCAGCUGCCUGAACUGCGGCGCCACCUCAUCUCCCAUACUGGGAAGGCCCACUUGUGCCCUGUGUGUGGGAAGGCCCUUUGAGACCCACACACGCUGCGUGCUCAUGAGCGCCUGCACUCAUGCAAGAGGCCCUUCCUGUGCUACACACUGGCUACCAAGCUCCGGCGCCACCUCAAAUCCCACCAGGCUGACAAGCCCUACCACUGCCCCACCUGUGGCAUGGGCUACAGCCUCGCCCAGAGCCUGAAGCAACACCAGCUCAGUCACCAGCCUGGGGCACCCUCCUGUGGGCCACCCGCCACUGCUGAGCCCACUGUGGUGCUACUGCAGACAGCGUCAGAACUGCCAGGCACUGGCUCCCUGGCCCGGGACGCCUUCCAGGUCACCAUUUCCGAGCACUAGGACAAGUGCUUUGUGCUGCCUGAGGAGCCAGGCCCCGCCCCCCACCUGGUGCUCCUCCAUAAGGACACAGGCUUUAGUACCUGGGCAGAGGUGGUGGAGGUGGAGAUGGGCACCUGACAGCCUCGCCUUUCCUGGAAGAGUUCUAUGUGAAGACAAGUGUUCUCCAGUUGUCAAGUGUAUGCAUCUUUCUCGUAUGGCACCCGAUAGAGAUCAGUCUACUGUGAGAAGCAGGUCAUGGUCUCCCUCCUGCUUGUGGACUGUCAGAUUGUUUCCCAUGACUCAGGUAAACCUAGGCCUCAGAUCUUACUGAACUUCAAGUAGAGCUUGUUCUGUCUCCAUCCCCAGGACUCAGAUGCUGCUUGAUCAGACGCCGGGGGCAGGAAAUCCAGACAGCAAGUGUGAGACAGCCGGCAACAGCUCACAUGUGUCUGUCCCCAGGCUGUGGGUCAUUGUAGCUGCAGUUCUCCCCACCUGCGUGCUGUGAAUUUGCUUGUUCUGUACUGCAGGACACCUGGCUCCUUGGAGGUGGCUGGGUCUGCACCAGUCUGUGUACCUGCGCAAGGUCAGCCCCGUUUAGGGAAAGAGGAGUGUGAUUUGUAUUACUUGUGGACCUGGGCUGCCCUAGGUGUGGUGGGGCACAGCCAUGAGCAAGAUGGGCAGUGCCCUUCACAGAGCUCAUGGUCUGCUAGGUCCAGAAAGCACGGGGUGGGAGCCCCAAGAGGCACACACCACUGCAUGCUGGGUGGGACAGUCCAGCUUAGCCUGGGGCAUCAGGGAAGGCAUCCCCGAGGAAUAGUUGAUGAUAAACACUCAGCCCUUAUUGUGGACUUCAUGUGAGAUUAUUUAUAUAACCCUCAUAGCAAUCCUGUGAGGUAGGUAGAUUUUUCUUAUUUAACAGAUGAGGAAACUGAGGAACAGGAUACUUUAGGUAUCCUGCCCAUGGUGACAAAACUAGGUGGGUGGCAGAGCUGAGAUUCAGGCCCACACAGUCUGGCACUGGAGUAGGGCUCUUAUCCUCGGCCCUCUGCCAUCUUGCAUCUCAGCUGCCACCUGAUGGGUGGAUGGACACGUAAGGGCGCAGGCAGGUGGGGGUGCUUGAUGCUGCAUGUGAAACGGCCCUGUGGUGAGAGCAGUGUGGCUGGAGUAACAGGGUGAGAGGCAGGGCCAGGGGAUAGACCUUGCUUCAGGAGUUUGGACUUUUCUUCUCAGAACAUUAAGGAGCUCUUUGAAGAGUUUUGAGCAGGAGAAUGACAUGAUCAGCUUUGUGUUUGAGAGGCCACUGGAGGGUUUGGCAGGUGAAGUACAGUUGUGGGCAAUAGCCUCCUGGCUGCUGAGGUGGCUGGGACUGGGGUGGUAGCCGUGGAAAUGCAGAGAAACGGAAUCAUUCAUCCAACUGGUAUUUAUCAAGCACUCUUAAUGAUAGUUUUAGGGAGCCAGCAGUAAUGACAGUUUCUGCUCUCAUGUAGUUGUGGUCUGGUGUGGCAAGACAGUGAACACAUACAUGUGAGCUGAGGAAAGCAUUGUGGGGGAGAGGUUAAAAUGAGAAGGGUGGUCAGGGAAGGCCUCUCAUAACGUGACACAAGCAGAGACCUGCACUUCAGGGAGGAGUGAGCCCAGCCGAUUUCUGCAGAAGGAGCUGGGUUCCAGGCAGAGCAAAUGGUACUUGCAAAGCCCAGUGAGUUCCAGCAAGAGCAAGGAGCAGAGCAGCCACAGAGGGCCUGGUGGGGGUUGAGGGCAGGUGCAUUGGUGCCGAGGGAAGGAGUUUGGGUGGAUGUGUACUCUGGGAGGAGAAAAUGACAAUCCAAAGACCGAGUGAGUCACAGAGAGAAAGCUGAUGCCUAGUUUCUGACUUAGCAAAAUUAGGAUUUGGGCUGGGAAUGGGUUGAGUUUGGAGUGCCUGUGGGAGAGAUCUCAAGCAGUCAGAAGGCACAGCUUGGGGAGAAAAGCCUUGCUUAGAGGGAGAAUCAGGGAGACUCGGGGUCUCUGAACCUGGGGGAGGCCAA